AACUGCCACUUAGAGCCCAGGGGAGUUCAGCCUUCCUCGGUUGUCCUGGGGAACUGAGCAGAACCAUGGGUUCUCUGGUCCUGCCGCUAAGUGCCGUCUUCUGCCUGGUGGCUCACUCAGUUUCUGGCAGCCCCAUCAUGGGCCUUGAGCAGUCACCCCUGGAAGAAGACAUGCCCUUCUUUGACGAUAUCUUCACAGAGCAAGAUGGUAUUGACUUCAACACGCUGCUGCAGAGCAUGAAGGACGAGUUUCUCAAGACGUUGAAUCUGUCCGACAUUCCCCUGCAGGACGCGGCCAAAGUGGAUCCGCCCGAGUACAUGCUGGAACUCUACAACAAGUUCGCCACGGACCGGACCUCCAUGCCAUCUGCCAACAUCAUUCGGAGCUUCAAGAACGAAGGUCUGUUUUCUCAACCUGUCAGCUUUAAUGGGCUCCGGAAAUACCCCCUUCUCUUCAACGUGUCCAUCCCGCACCACGAAGAGGUCAUCAUGGCUGAACUCAGGUUAUACACGCUGGUGCAAAGGGAUCGUAUGAUGUAUGACGGUGUGGACCGUAAGAUCACCAUUUUCGAAGUCCUCGAGAGUGUUGAGGGGAACGAGGAUGAAAGGAGCAUGGUGGUCUUAGUGUCAACCGAGAUCUACGGGAUCAACAGUGAAUGGGAGGCGUUCGACGUCACGGACGCCACCAGGCGUUGGCAAAAGUCAGGCCCGUCGACCCAUCAGCUGGAGAUCCACAUCGAGAGCCGACAAAACCAAGCUGAGGACACGGGAAGGGGACAACUGGAAAUCGACGUCAGUGCCCAGAAUAAGCACGACCCUUUGCUCGUUGUGUUUUCCGAUGACCAAAGCAACGACAGGGAGAAGAAAGACGAGCUGGACACGAUGAUCUCUCACGAGCAGGAUCUGGACCUGGACACGGAUGGCUUCUCCAGGGGCCCUGACGAAGAGGCCUUGCUGCAGAUGAGGUCGAACAUGAUCGACGACUCUACCGCUCGCAUCAGAAGGAACGCCAAGGGCAACUACUGCAAGAAGACCUCACUCUACAUCGAUUUCAAGGAGAUUGGCUGGGAUUCCUGGAUCAUCGCGCCGCCUGGGUACGAAGCCUAUGAGUGCCGCGGCGUCUGUAACUACCCCCUGGCCGAGCACCUCACACCCACAAAACAUGCGAUUAUCCAGGCCUUAGUCCACCUCAAGAAUUCCCAGAAAGCGUCCAAAGCCUGUUGUGUGCCCACGAAGCUGGAUCCCAUCUCCAUCCUCUAUUUAGAUAAAGGUGUCGUCACCUACAAAUUUAAAUAUGAAGGAAUGGCUGUGUCUGAAUGUGGCUGUAGAUAGAAGAGGAGUCUCAUGGCUUAUUUAAUAACUGUAGAUGUGUAUAUUUUGUGUUCUAUUUAAAUGAAACUAUUUAAUGAAGGUGUACAGAUAAUAGAGGUUGCCACCCUAGGGAAGCGGACAGGUCAGUGUGCUGUAGAAAAUCUGUAUUUUGCUAUACCAUCCAGUCCCUUCCAUUUAUCUUCUCCGGACUCUCAUUUCCCAGUGACACCAUCUCUAACAACAAAAUGCAGGCCCGUACCACGUACCCUCUUUGUCAGUUUGGAAAGCACAGCCCCUAAAGGGAAAGAGUGUCAGCGCACAGAUAUUUGUGCAGGUUUGUGCAGGUGCACACGGACUUAAGAAAAUCUUUUUGUCCAACAGAGGCAGACGAGACUCAUACCUGUGAGAGACUUCCUCCAGAAUGUCUGUAUUAUAGGAUAUGGGAUUGAGGGUAAGAGAGUUCCUAUCAGGAGUUUAGCCGUCUAGAGAAGCAUAUUUUCCAACUGUUCUGGGAGUGUGGAUGCAAUUCCUUUCCAUUGCAGCUGCCAUGGCUCAGAGCAGCAGACUUGAGGAACAGUCUGCAGGCUCAAGAGGUGGGUGGGGUUGCCAGAUACACAGAACAAAUGGCCUUGACAGGCGACACCCUUGCAAAGAAUGGGCCCCUGGGCUGUGCUCUCCAGAGGGCGGGGCCUAGGCCGGAAGGCUGGGGGUGGGGGGACUUCAGGACUGACUCCCCUUCAGUCAACAGGA
This is a messenger RNA of Myodes glareolus (Bank vole), 2060 nucleotides long. RefSeq names its product bone morphogenetic protein 10 (gene Bmp10). Gene Ontology annotation, biological process: BMP signaling pathway. Gene Ontology annotation, molecular function: cytokine activity; growth factor activity. NCBI's taxonomy places the organism in Eukaryota, Metazoa, Chordata, Mammalia, Rodentia, Cricetidae. The record is from RefSeq and is a predicted model, not a curated record. Gene Ontology annotation, cellular component: extracellular region.